Molecule: messenger RNA, 324 nt
Organism: Entrophospora sp. SA101
Lineage: Eukaryota; Fungi; Glomeromycota; Glomeromycetes; Entrophosporales; Entrophosporaceae
Source: the annotation of a GenBank genome assembly
AUGUUAAAAUAUUUUCCUCGAGCAGUGCGCAUAUGGCUUUAUGGAACCGCGCUUUUUAGUUUGGCGAUUGGUAUUAAUGUAGUUCAGCUUUUAUCAAUGUUGAUAAUUCCAUUUUCUAAAAGAUUAGUAUGGAAAAUCAAUUCUAGAAGUGCACAUAGUAUGUGGUGGGUCAUGCAAUGGAUAUUUGAGCGUCAACACAAAGGAAAGAUUACAUUUUCUGGUGAUAAAAUACCAUCAAAUGAGAGUGCAGCAGUCUCACUAUUGUUGUCGGAAGAUCUGUCGUUAUUAUUAUUGUUAAUGAGUGGAUCUGUUUCACCAACAUAG